Solanum tuberosum (potato) is the source of this 1589-nucleotide messenger RNA. RefSeq lists its product as uncharacterized. Bases 79 to 696 code for a protein of 205 amino acids. The transcript is spliced from 2 exons. The record is from RefSeq and is a predicted model, not a curated record. Lineage: Eukaryota; Viridiplantae; Streptophyta; Magnoliopsida; Solanales; Solanaceae.
AAUCAUACAUUUGGAAAAGUUGUUAUUAGCUCAGUCCAAAAAGGAAAAACUGUAAGUGACCUUAAAAGUACGAAUUCAAUGAGAGUUGAGGACAAGAGCAUCAAAGGUAUGAGGUCUUUGAAUCCUUUUUCCAAUGAGGGCAUGUUAGCAAUACAAUUGUCUAGAUAUCAAGAAAGACAUUUUACCCCUUACAACAUCCACCCACCAUUUCUCUUGCAUGAAAAUCCAUGUAUCUACAAUGGAUCAUUCUUGCCUCAUCAUCAAUUGAAGGAGUCCUCUGGUAUUUAUAUGAGUGAUUUUCCUGAAAUUCAAAGCUCCCGACAACAUGUUUCUUGCUUUAAGGAUCAAAGUGUAUCUCUUGGACUCCAACAGAAGAAAAGAAAGGCUCAUGCACUUGAAAAACUUGGAAGAAGAAAAUUGCAGCAGUCUACAUCUUCAAGUGGCAUUCUACACAUUGCUAGAAAUUCUGGUUCAAAAAUUGAUAUGAUGCAGGAUGAUAAUAUUUCCAAAACAUUAGACAUGAGGAGCUAUUAUACCCCUACAACUAUAUUGCCUGUCAUUAGAAUUUCUAAAGAGAAUCCUCCUUGUCUUUUUAAUCAAAAUCCUGUUGAUAUUGCGGAUGCUGAUGAUGAAAGGUACUUCAGAACUAUUAAGGAUCAAAGAAUUCGGGACAAGAGUUCUUUGCGGGAAAACUAGAGUUGAAGUAAAGUCGGAUGGAUGGUAGAUGCAAAGGAGAAAGGAAAGGCAGGGAAGAAUGCUAGUUGUUCGUUUGAAAUAUUAAUUCUUCUAGGGAUAUAAUAGUUGUUAAUUCAACUAUUGUCACCAAAACAUAUAUCUUUGUUCGUUUCGAACUUAAUCUUAUACAAACGGUUUAAUGAGACAAAUCAACUUUGAUGUUCAUCUUUUGUUUUUCUGGUAUAUGCAUAAUGUAUUGAUUCUUUUAUGUUAGAAAUGUUUUAGGUGACUCUUUAAACUUCUUCGGUUAGUGAAAAACACUUGUUGAAUUUUGUCAGCUAUUAUUUUAGUGCAAGCUACUAUUUUAGUGCAAAGUGUCACGUCUCGUCACUUUGCUUCUCAAAUUCGGCACCGAAAUAGGGAGAAGAACUAGAGUUACAGAGAGGCUUAUGGAGAACUCUAGAACCCCUUAGAUAUUUUAAGAAGACUUUGGAAUUUCCUAGAAAUGGUAGAGAAUUCUAGAAUGUGGACUAAAGUGUAAUAUUGUAGGAACUUGUAAAGUAAUUAUUAUUUACACUUAGACCCUUAGAGAAUAGUAUAAAUGGAUGGCCUCCCAUUUGCAAAAUCAUCCAACAAAGUGUAAGCAAUCUUUCACAAAGCAAUACAAAACCUUCUUUCAAAGUUCUCAGAUCAAUCCAGGAGAAAUAGUUUCACCAACCUCACCCAAUCAUUGACCUGAAUCAUAGCUCAAUACUACAAAGAAAUCAACGACCUUUAAAGGUUACCGAAAAAAGAGCAUCAACUUAUAAAUUUGCAUGAAAGGAAUUAUCCUCAAACCCAAAAUGGAGUAUUUCCAUGGAGAUGGUUACAGAAAAAAAGAGCAUGAACUUAUAUGCCACCAACAGGUAAUAUGA